Molecule: messenger RNA, 1632 nt
Organism: Ylistrum balloti
Lineage: Eukaryota; Metazoa; Mollusca; Bivalvia; Pectinida; Pectinidae
Exons: 1
Coding region: 1-1632 (543 amino acids)
Biological process (GO): positive regulation of DNA-templated transcription
Cellular component (GO): nucleoplasm; chromatin
Molecular function (GO): ubiquitin-protein transferase activity; zinc ion binding
Source: RefSeq, a predicted model, not a curated record
AUGGCAGGUUCGAAAUCCAUCUGGCGUGCCCAGGAACUCGUCACUUACCCGUGUUCUCUGUGCGACAUUAAAGAAAAUGUGAACUGGUUCUGUAAUGACUGUCAGGAGGCUUUAUGUGACCGAUGUAAGGAAUUACAUACACGAGGGAAGAAAACUAAAAACGAUGACGUCGUAACCAUAGGGAAGGCUAACCGUCAGGAUGCCAAACCAGUACCAGAGGCAUGUAAACUACAUCCCGGUAAACUAUGUCACGGGUACUGUUGUGAUUGUGACAUGUUGGUGUGUUCGAUAUGUCUUUCACAAACACAUAAACACCACGACUGGAAACAUAUGGAAGACGAAUUUACAUUGAAAAAACAACAUUUGAAAGAACAUAUGACAACAAUUUAUGCGGAAAUUACACAUUUCAAGAACAAGAAGUCAACGCUACAAAGUGCUAAGAAAGAAAGUUUUGAAAAUAUAGACGGAAUGCGAAAAGAAGCGAACUCUAAGAGGGCGAAGCUGGAGGAUGAAGUAGAUCAUAUCGCAGAUACAACACUGGAGGAGUUGUCGGCCUUGGAGAAAGAACAGUUGGCCCAGUGUGAUGAAGUCUGUCAACAAUUCGAGAAGAAGAUUGAAGAGCUGACGCGUCUUCUUGAAAAGGCGCAAGUGUCGAAUACAUCAAGUGUAUCCAUGUUUGAUCUGGAAAGGUCGUUAAGGUCAUAUCUGCCUCUGGAUGAUGUGAACGUAGGGAAGAUUUUACAAGAACAUCCAAACUUUGUUACAGGAAGUAUUGACCGCCAUCUGUUGAGGAAAAUGUUUGAUGAAUUACUCCUUCCGAACCAGUACAAGAAGAUCGACAUCAACAGUAACCACGUUCAGCGCCUCUCAAAUUUUACUAUUACUCAACAAACGACAAUAUUCGGUUUAUGUCCUGUAGACGAAAAUCAUGCGUGGCUAUCAAUACACGAAUACAAAGGUCUGGUACUGGUAAACAGGGAUGGCGUGGUCACAGAGGAAGUGGAUCUUUACUUCUGUCCGUGCAGAAUCACCGCCAUAGAAACAACCGACGUACUUAUGACCAGUAAUCCACGUAGUACAUCAGUGUAUAAACUAUCACUACACAACAAACAAGUGACAACAUUUGCCGACAUCAGUCCACGUCAAGCUUGGGACAUCAGCAUCAACAAGACAGGCAUGGUCUUUGUUAGUACCGAAACACCAGUCAUAGUGGUACUAAAUCAGACAGGUAUAAUCAUAAGAAAGUUUUCCUGUGGGAAGGAAACACCACGAUAUAUUUCCUGUUUGUCAUCAGGACGUCUGAGUGUGAUGGUGGGUGAUCAUGGGAGUGGAAAUAUAAUCGUAACGUACGAGUUAGGUACAGCCAUACAUAGAUGGUUUGGUGAACUGAACAACGGCGAAAAAACAUGUGAUAUGACUCUACGUAAGCUGUCGCGUGACAGGUUCGACAGACUGUUUAUACCAGACUACAGUAACAAUCAGGUAUAUGUCCUACCGAAUGAUAAGAAACAGGCCAAGUGUCUUCUGGACCAGAAACAUGAAGUGGUUGGACCUACAGUGGUGAGUGUGGAUACGUUUGGACACGUGUGGAUCGGGUGUUGGGACGGUACUGUGCACGUCAUGCGACUGUAA